Molecule: messenger RNA, 632 nt
Organism: Culex quinquefasciatus (southern house mosquito)
Lineage: Eukaryota; Metazoa; Arthropoda; Insecta; Diptera; Culicidae
Exons: 3
Coding region: 18-614 (198 amino acids)
Source: RefSeq, a predicted model, not a curated record
AAUUUCCUUGAUGCAAGAUGUCGCUACCAACCGCGGUUCUUUCGCUGAUUGUUUUGGCUCAAUUUGACGCCGGAAAUUCUUCGCCAACCAACGAAUUCGAAAGUCUUCGCGGCUGCCACCAGUUCAACAGUCACUCCGGGUACUACGCGGUCCAUCCUUACUUCAACACGAGCACGUUUAAAAACAUCCAGACCGAUGCCAAAGGAGUGACCAGGCUGCGAAUUGGUGUUCUGGGUGACAAACACGCCGCCAUUCGGUUCACGUCGGUUCCAACGGGAUACACGGCCUCGAUGACGGAGAUUGCCUUGGCGUACUACGACAACACACGCACGGACAUCCGCAAGUAUCCACGGUCACUUCUGAGCACUGGUGCAACGUGGACUAAUCUGGGCGAGUUUCACGUGCCAAAUGUGAUGAACAUUUACAAACCGGUCAUGUUGACGGUCGCGAUUCCCCCGAACGGACUCGUCACCGUCACCAGAGAUGACGAAAAUGUGCCAUUUUUGCUGUUUAACGAUCCGUCGUUUUCCUUCAAGUUUAUCGGAUUCUGCAAGUGGGACGUUCCAGUGGUGUUUUUCUACGACUGUCCUUUGCUACAAAAGACGGGUUGCUGACUAGUGAGUAAGAUUUUU